AUGUCUCGAUUGGUAAAAGAAAGUGAAAUAAAUGACAUUAUUUUUGAAGAUUUACCAUUUGAUGACGACAGUAUUUCAUCAGUAGACAACUCGGACGAUGAUGAAACAUAUUUCCCAAAGCUUUCUUUUCCAACCUGUCCACAAUUUGUUGUAGUUGAAUCGUCUAAUUCUUCAGAUAACGAAGAAGAAGAUGUUGAAAUUUUUAACAUUGAAGAAAAUAGAUCAUAUAUUUUACCAAGUCCGAAAAAAACAAGAUCGAGUCGUAGAAUAAAUCAAAAUGAAAUAACAAAUAAUAAAUAUGUUACCAAUAACCACCGUACAGUUUUUCCUCCUAUUCAACAAAAUAUUGAAAUAACAGAAAAUGAAAAACUUGCUGUGCCUUUACCGAAUGAAAAUGUUAUACCUGAAAAUAGUACAUUUCAACAAACUGAGUUUAUCGAACCUAUUUGA
This is a messenger RNA of Macrosiphum euphorbiae (potato aphid), 450 nucleotides long. The record is from the annotation of a GenBank genome assembly. NCBI's taxonomy places the organism in Eukaryota, Metazoa, Arthropoda, Insecta, Hemiptera, Aphididae.